AUGCCACCGUUGCCAUCUUUAUUGUUACCAGUCUUUAUCAGCGCCCUCAUCCGUAUCCAAGUGACCACCAGCUGGAUCAUCCCUCAGCCAAAACAAAACAUCUGGGUCACAUUGGUGAAGUCAUUAAAGCAAGACAAUCUUUGCAUGGCCAUGGAAAGUGUAGACGAUCCGCUCUUAACAUGCCUGGUGGGAGUCUCCCUGUCACCAAAUGACUGCCCGUACUCCACCACUGACCUUGGCUCACAGGUGGCCAUCAAGCGAGUGUCCCGGGAGCGCAUCUCGGAGUGGGGCGCCCUUGUGCCCCCAGAGCCGGCGCUGCUGUGGAAGGUGUGGCAGCCUGGCUUCCGCGGCAUCGUGCAGUUCCUGGACUGGUUCGAGGUGCCCGAGGGCUUCACGCUGCUCAUGGAGCGUCCGCAGCGCUGUCAGCACCUCUGGUACUUCCUGCAUGAGCGGCAGUUCCUGAUGGAGCCCGUGGCGCGGGGGCUGUUCCGCCAGGUGCUGGAGGCCGUGCGGUGCUGCAGCAGCAGGGGUGUCCUGCACCGCCACAUCAAGGCCGAGAACAUUCUUGUUGACCUGGCCACGGGCGAGGUGAAACUCAUCAACUUCGGGUGCGGCACAAUCCUCCAGGACACGUUCUACACCAGGAUGUCAGGAACACCGGAGUACAGCCCACCAGAGUGGAUCCUCUUUGGCUGCUACCAUGGCCAGCCAGCCACCAUCUGGUCCCUGGGCAUCCUGCUCUAUGAGCUGGUCUGCGAGCACCUUCCUUUCCACACCAACAAGGACAUUGUCUGGAGCCAGCUCUUCUUCCUGCGGUUUCUCUCCGCAGAGUGCCAGCACUUCAUCAGGUGGUGUUUAUGCAUGGACCCCACAGACAGGCCAUCACUGGAGGACCUUUUUGAGCAUUCUUGGCUGCAGGAGCCCUGCCUGGCCCAGGAGACAGCAGAGAUGCAUCCUGUGCACAGUAGGAUCCAGGAGCCAGCAAGUAGCACCAGCACGCGUCUCGUGGCGCUGGAAGAAAAUCCUGGAGCGUUUCCCUGUGAGCGCAGCAUGGAGGAGAGAGCGCAGCCGAGGAGAUGCUUCCGCUGGUCCCCAUGA
Messenger RNA from Melospiza melodia melodia, 1098 nucleotides. Its product is annotated as serine/threonine-protein kinase pim-1-like. Gene Ontology annotation, biological process: protein autophosphorylation. Gene Ontology annotation, cellular component: cytoplasm. Lineage: Eukaryota; Metazoa; Chordata; Aves; Passeriformes; Passerellidae. The record is from RefSeq and is a predicted model, not a curated record. Gene Ontology annotation, molecular function: protein serine/threonine kinase activity; ATP binding.